AUGGCGUCCACGUCAGCCUUUAAGUUCCUGAGUCAGCUUCCUGCGCCUAAAAACAAGAGCGUCUACGACGCUUCCUCGGACGCCUGGUUCGCGAAUCGCGACAGAGAUCCAGAUGCCGCAGUUGGCGGAGCAGCAGCAGGGGGUAAAAUAGUUCCUAAACGCCAAAUACCUCCUUACGGCAAGAGGCAAGGGUUUGUCCCGCGCCGCGUCGAGGACUUUGGCGAUGGCGGCGCGUUCCCGGAGAUCCACGUGGCGCAGUAUCCGUUGGAGAUGGGACGGAAACAGGAGAAGGUCACCAACAAGGUGCUUCCUGUGACUGUAGACGGGGAAGGCAAUAUCGCGUACGACGCUAUAGUGAAGCUCGGGGAAAAUUCGCAGAAGGUGGUGUACAGCCAGCACAAGGAUCUAAUCCCGAAGAUUCAGGACGAGGAUCUGGAAGCGCUUCGGGACGAAGAGGACGAGGAUGAGAUGAAGGAAACCGCGGAGCGCACUAAGGCAGCCAUUGAUAAGAUCAAUUCGGCUCAUAAUUCCGGCGCGAAGGAGCGCGUUAUCCGCAUGGUGGAGAUGCCGGUCGAUCCGCUGGAUCCGCCUAAAUUCAAGCACAAGCGCGUACCGAAAGCGUCCGGCUCGCCGCCGGUCCCGGUGAUGCAUUCCCCGCCUCGGCCGGUUACCGUUAAGGAUCAGCAGGACUGGAAGAUUCCUCCUUGCAUUUCCAACUGGAAGAAUCCCAAGGGGUAUACAAUUCCGUUGGAUAAGCGUCUCGCGGCCGACGGUCGCGGGCUGCAGGAAGUGCAGAUCAACGACAACUUCGCCCGCCUGUCCGAGUCGCUAUACGUCGCGGAGAAUAAGGCGCGCGAGGAGGUGGAGAUGCGGUCGAAGAUCCAGCGGGAGAGGAUGCUGCUGGAGAAGGAGAAGAAGGAGCAGGAGCUCCGCCUGCUGGCGCAAAAGGCGCGCAUGGAGCGCGCAGGCGGAGGCACCGGCGGAGGCGGAGGCGGAGCGGCUGGCGGAGGCGCGCUGGUUUCGCGUGAGGCUGCCGCGGGCGGAGCGGAAGGGGGGUACGGGCGGGCGGAAGGGGACGAGCCUCGGCGCGGGGAGACGCGGGAGGAGCGCGAGGAGCGGAUGCGGAGGGAGGCGCUGCGGGAGGAGCGGCGGAGGGAGCGGGAGCGGGAGCGGCGGCUGGAGGCGAAGGAAGGCGCGGGCGGAAAGAAGAGCAAACUCACGCGCGACCGUGACCGCGAUAUCAGCGAGAAGAUGGCGCUUGGGCUGGCUAACGUGGGCGGCGCCGGCGGCGGCGGGGAGAUUAUGUACGACCAGCGGCUUUUCAACCAGGAGCAGGGUAUGGAGUCCGGAUUUGCCGCGGACGACACGUAUAAUAUCUACGACAAGGGGCUGUUUAACCGCGAGGGCGCGAGCGGGCUGUAUAAGGUGCGCAAGGGGGUGGAUGAGGAGGUAUACGCGGGGAGGGGCGGCGGGGAGGAGGGCGGCGGAGCGGACGCGCUGCUGCGCACGGAGCGGUUCAAGCCGGAUAAGGGCUUCGCGGGUGAACGGGGCGCGGGGGGCGGCGGCGGGGCGCCGCGCGACGGGCCGGUGGAGUUCGAGCGCGAUGCGGCUGUUGAAGCGGAUCCGUUCGGGUUGGAUCAGUUCUUGACGCAGGUGAAGACGGGGAAAAAGGCGCUGGAUAAGGUGGGCGCGGGGGGGACCAUGCGCGCGAGCGGAGGCGGGGGGAGCUACGAGGCGUACGAGGGGGGGAGCUCGCGGAACCGGGUCGAUUUUGAGCGGGGGAGGUGA
Molecule: messenger RNA, 1788 nt
Organism: Closterium sp. Naga37s-1
Lineage: Eukaryota; Viridiplantae; Streptophyta; Zygnematophyceae; Desmidiales; Closteriaceae
Source: the annotation of a GenBank genome assembly